UAUACAACCAAAGCGCCCACUCAACCAUUGCAACAAAAUCAAGUGUUUGCUCCUCCGCCGGAUCAACAAAGACUUUUACAAGAAUGUCAGCAAUUGAUUGUCCAACACCAACAAUAUGCAUUGCAAAAUCCUAGUGAUUUACAUUACCAAAAUCAACUUGGAAGUUUACAACAGCUCUCUGAAGCUAUUCAGAAAGCGCCUCUCACAAAUGAUCAAAUACAACAAGUUCGCCAAUUCUUUGCUACGCAAUUGUCCGUUCCCUCGGCAGCUCCCACUCAACCUCCUGCUCUUAAUUUUCCUUUUAACGUACCCAUUCUUAAUCCUCCCGUUCCUACACCGGUUUCUAUGCCACCAGCGUCCGUAGUACCACCACCUGUUCCACCGCAUAGUGCUCUUGUACCUGACCCCAAUGCAUUGGUAAAAAAUUUAAUGGAUUUUGGUCUGCUCGGUGGUAGUGGGAACAUAGUUGGGGGUGUGGGUGGCACCGUAACAUCCACCAAUGUAGGUGGAUUUGUUGGAGGAAGUACUCCUACACCUCCCCCGUCAGGUUCUGCAGCUAGUGAUGCUCCAACAACCAUUAUGCAUGUGAAUGAUUUAGAAAAAAUUCAAUUAACAAGUAAUGACAUCCAACGUAAGCGUGAUGGUGUCAUCGCAAUAUUAUAUGACGCCUUGCCUCUUCAGUGCAAACAAUGCGGUUUUCGAUAUGCCAGGGAUGAAGGAGGUAAGGCGAAAAUGGAUGCUCAUCUUGAUUGGCAUUUUCGCCAAAAUCGCAGAAUGAAGGAGAAAGCCAAGAAAGCACAGAGUCGAAGUUGGUUUGUUAGUGAAGAGGACUGGAUUCACUCACGUGAAGCAGAAAUAAAAAGCACACAAUCGCCAGCUUUCUUUGACUUUGAAAAUGCGAACGCUGCUAAAAGCACAGUUGGUGCUUCGCAACCAAAAAAGGACGAGGUAGUCAAGGAAUCUACUGUUAUUGUUCCGUUUGAUCCCGAAAGGGCUGGUAAGCCUUGCACUAUUUGUCAAGAAAAAUUUCAAGUUUUCUGGAAUGAUGCGGAUGAAGAAUGGUUGUUUAGAAAUGCUAUAGAAGUCGACGGUGUUAUUUAUCACGCAACUUGUCAUGCGGAUGCUCUAAAGAAUCAAGAAAAUGCACAGUCAGGUGGCGAUGCAGCAUCAAAUACUGUUCUUGGAAAACGAAAACCUGACUCG
Molecule: messenger RNA, 1203 nt
Organism: Racocetra persica
Lineage: Eukaryota; Fungi; Glomeromycota; Glomeromycetes; Diversisporales; Gigasporaceae
Source: the annotation of a GenBank genome assembly